This is a messenger RNA of Salvia hispanica, 2039 nucleotides long. NCBI's taxonomy places the organism in Eukaryota, Viridiplantae, Streptophyta, Magnoliopsida, Lamiales, Lamiaceae. The record is from RefSeq and is a predicted model, not a curated record.
GCUUCCUUUAUCAAUUGCUACGAUAGGAGGUCUUUUGGCGAAGUCUGAGUUCACAAGAGAAUAUUGGGAGCUUAUAGAGCAUAAUUUAAACUCAAUUGUUAUUAACAAUAAUGAUGAAUUUUGCUUAAAAACAUUGAGGAUGAGCUAUGUCUAUCUGCCAAACUAUUUGAAGCCAUGUUUUUUGUAUAUGGGUAUUUUUGAGGAAGAUCGUAGGAUCCGUGUGUCAAUGCUCAAGAAGCUGUGGAUUUCUGAGGGAUUUUUGAAACCAAGUAAUGGGAAAUGUUUGGAAACAGUUGCGCAUGAGUACUUUAAGGAGUUGGUUGAUAGAAAUCUCAUUUUAGUUGAUCUAUUGGGGUCUAUUGGAAAUGUUUACUAUUGUAAAAUUCAUGAUUUGUUGAGAGAUUUGUGUUUGAAAGAAGUCGAAAAGGAAUGUUUUUAUCAUGUCGUAAGAGAUGAGCCUCCGGCCAAUAAUAGCGAACGUCGUGUUGUUUUUUUGGGUAAAACAGCACGGUUGUUAACAAAUGAAAUCUUGGGAUAUUUGUCACAUGUUCGUUCCAUAAUAUGUGAUGACAUCCGUAGAUUGUGGAAAGAAGUUCAACUGCCUCACAACCUUAGAUUGUUGAGGACACUCCAUGUAUAUGAAGAAGAAACUGCGGGUGGGGAUUAUUUGCUAGAUAAUGUGUUUGAAUUGGUGAACUCACGGUACCUUUUGGUUAACCUUCAUGUGAAUUCCAAAUUCCCUACUUCGAUUGAUCUGCUUUGGAAUCUAUACACAUUGAUUAUUAGGUGUUCGGAUCGUCUUAUUAUCCCGAUUGAAAUUUGGAAAUUGCAUCAACUUCGACACCUCAUAUUCGAUGAAGAUUCAUCCUUAGGAUUGAUUCUCCCGAAUCCUCCGAGUGGCGACAAUGAAUUUGUUAUCAUGGAGAAUCUGCAAACACUCAAAGGAGUGAAGAAUUUGAUUUUGAAUGAGGAGGUGGUUAAGAGAAUUCCCAAUGUGAAGAAAUUGCAGUUAAGUUAUGAUAAGAAACAAAUGGAGGGAGAAAACUGUCUCAGCUAUCUUCAGUGUUUGAGUAAAUUGGAAAACUUGGUCUGCAAUUCCACAAAUGAAAGUGAUGAAUAUUUUCAGAGGAUUAGGUUCCCACACUCCCUCAAGAAGUUGUUUAUUAUUGCCUCUUCUGAUAUGGUGUUGGAAGACAUAAUGCCAAAAAUCGGUUCACUGCCCCUUCUUAAGAAGUUUGUUCUAUUACACGGUGUCUUCAAAACAGGCAAGUGGGAAACAAUUGAAGGCCAAUUUCCAAGCCUCAUGUUUCUACUAUUGCACAAUUGUAAAGGUCUAGAAGAUUGGAUUGUAUCAGACAAAUCCCACUUUCCAGUUCUCCAGAAGCUUCGUCUUGAUUCUUUCGAUCAACUGAAGGAGAUCCCAUCAGAAGUGGGAGAAAUAGCAACGUUGAAAUCAAUUGAAUUGCGUUAUUGCAGUGAAUCAGCGUUGGAGUCGGCUAAAAAGAUAGUAGAGGAACAAGAGGAUUUAUAUGGUGACCAACUAGACCUUCAUGUUCAAGUUGUAGUCUCAAAGAAACAAGAAGCACUGAAGAGCUUGGCAAGUGCCAACUUUGAAGUGAAAGUGGAUAGGUUUUAGAGUAUGAUCGAAGAUUUAUUGAAAAGUAUUGCAUCGCAAUCCGCCUACAACAAACUGAACUAAAGGGAAGGAUUGAAGAGAGAUACAUACAAAGCUGUUACAACUACUUUGCAGCGGUCAAGAAAGUUGUUUUCAGAUCGGUGGAUUAUUCGAUUUAGUUGAAGCAGUUAUCGUGUGCAGGGUUGUAUGUAUAUUCUUUCUUGUUAUAGUUGUAUCACCAUCUUCGCCAGCUAGAUAAGAGAGAAAGACAUGAUUCAUCACACGGUUAUGAGCUCAUCUUGUUUCUGCUUGUAGUUCGAUUGGUUGUAAUUUGUGAUCGAUCGUUUGAGAGUGAAUAAGAACCACAUCAUCCUUUAUCCGUGGAUGUAGGUCUUAUGUUCGAACCAAGUAAUUCUUUCGUGUU